Molecule: messenger RNA, 3663 nt
Organism: Nothoprocta perdicaria
Lineage: Eukaryota; Metazoa; Chordata; Aves; Tinamiformes; Tinamidae
Gene: MAP4K3
Product: mitogen-activated protein kinase kinase kinase kinase 3
Exons: 34
Coding region: 16-2718 (900 amino acids)
Biological process (GO): protein phosphorylation
Molecular function (GO): ATP binding; MAP kinase kinase kinase kinase activity
Source: RefSeq, a predicted model, not a curated record
GCCUCCCCCGGCACCAUGAGCGGCGGCGGCGGCGGCGGGCGGGUGUGCGACCUGUCCCGGCGCAACCCCCAGGAGGACUUCGAGCUCAUCCAGCGCAUCGGCAGCGGCACCUACGGCGACGUCUACAAGGCCCGAAAUGUUAACACGAGUGAGCUAGCAGCAAUUAAAGUAAUAAAACUAGAACCAGGAGAAGAUUUUGCUGUUGUGCAGCAGGAAAUCAUUAUGAUGAAAGACUGUAAACAUCCAAACAUUGUUGCUUAUUUUGGCAGCUAUCUCAGACGAGACAAGCUCUGGAUUUGCAUGGAGUUUUGUGGAGGUGGCUCUCUACAGGAUAUUUAUCAUGUGACUGGACCACUUUCAGAACAGCAGAUUGCUUACGUUAGCAGAGAAACACUACAGGGACUAUAUUAUCUUCACAGUAAAGGAAAAAUGCACAGAGACAUUAAGGGAGCAAACAUUCUUUUAACGGACAAUGGACAUGUAAAAUUAGCUGAUUUUGGAGUGUCUGCACAGAUAACAGCUACAAUUGCCAAAAGGAAAUCUUUCAUUGGAACGCCAUAUUGGAUGGCACCAGAAGUUGCUGCAGUAGAAAGGAAAGGUGGAUAUAACCAACUGUGUGAUCUUUGGGCAGUUGGAAUAACUGCUAUAGAACUUGCUGAACUUCAGCCUCCUAUGUUUGACUUGCAUCCCAUGAGGGCACUCUUUCUAAUGACGAAAAGCAACUUCCAGCCUCCUAAGUUAAAGGACAAAAUGAAAUGGUCCAAUAGUUUCCAUCAUUUUGUGAAAAUGGCACUUACAAAAAACCCUAAAAAACGGCCUACAGCUGAAAAAUUACUACAGCAUCCUUUUGUUACCCAGCCCUUAAAUCGAAGUCUCGCUAUUGAACUCUUGGAUAAAAUGAACAAUCCUGAUCAUUCCACUUACCAUGAUUUUGAUGACGAUGAUCCUGAGCCUCUUCUAGUGCCUCAUCGAAUUCAUUCAACAAGCAGAAAUGUGAGAGAAGAGAAAACACGCUCUGAAAUAAACUUUGGUCAAGUAAAAUUUGAUCCACCCUUGCGAAAGGAGACAGAGCCACAUCAUGAAUUUCCUGACAGUAGCGAUUUUUUGGACAAUUCAGAAGAAAUAUACUACACUGCAAGAUCUAACCUGGAUCUGCAGCUAGAAUAUGGUCAUGGUCCUCAGGGUGGCUACUUCUUGGGUGCAAAUAAGAGUCUCUUAAAAUCGGUUGAAGAAGAGCUACAUCAGCGGGGACAUGUGGCACAUUUAGAAGAUGAUGAGGAUGAUGCAGACGAUGAUGCUAAACAUGCUACUAUGAAACCUAAAGUGCCACCUCCUUUGCCACCAAAGCCUAAAUCCAUCUUUAUUCCCCAAGAAACUCAUUCUUCUGAAAAUGAUAAUGAAGGGACAAUCAAAAGAUGCCCGUCAUCAGAGAGUCCAGCAAAAUCUGCAUCUCAGGUUCCGCCCAGGCCACCGCCACCUCGGUUACCUCCACAGAAAUCUCAUGUCUUAGGUAAUGGAGUCACUUCUGUSCAGUUAAAUGGUGAAAGAGAGGGAUCGCCACAUCAACAGAUUGAAGCUAGAGACAUGCAUUUUUCAAAGAAAGAAAAGAAGGAAAUACUGAAACCAAUUAGUAAUGGCCUUCCUCCCACGCCUAAAGUACAUAUGGGUGCUUGCUUCUCAAAGGUUUUCAAUGGCUGUCCCCUGAAAAUUCAUUGUGCAACAUCAUGGAUAAAUCCAGAUACAAGAGAUCAGUACUUGAUAUUUGGAGCAGAGGAAGGUAUUUACACACUGAACCUCAAUGAACUUCAUGAAACAUCAAUGGAGCAGCUAUUUCCUCGACGGUGUACAUGGUUGUAUGUCAUGAAUAAUUGUUUGUUAUCCAUAUCUGGUAAAGCUUCUCAGCUUUAUUCCCAUAAUUUACCAGGACUCUUUGAUUAUGCAAGGCAAAUGCAAAAGUUACCUGUUGCUAUUCCAGCACACAAACUCCCUGACAGAAUACUUCCCAGGAAGUUUGCAGUGUCUACAAAAAUUCCUGACACUAAGUGGUGUCAGAAAUGUUGUGUUGUGAGGAAUCCUUACACGGGUCACAAGUACCUUUGUGGAGCACUGCAGUCUAGCAUUGUUUUGUUAGAAUGGGUCGAACCAAUGCAGAAAUUUAUGCUCAUCAAGCACAUCGAUUUUCCUGUACCUUGUCCGCUGAGGUUGUUUGAAAUGCUAGUGGUCCCCGAGCAGGAAUUCCCUUUAGUUUGUGUUGGUGUCAGUAGAGGGAGAGACUUCAACCAAGUGGUGAAGUUUGAGACUGUCAACCCAAAUUCUACCUCCUCAUGGUUUACAGAAACAGACACUACAGAGACAAGUGUUGUACAUGUAACACAGCUGGAGAGAGAUACCAUUUUGGUGUGUUUGGAUUGCUGCAUAAAGAUAGUGAAUCUACAAGGCAGAUUAAAAUCCAGCCGCAAGCUGUCAUCGGAGCUCACGUUUGACUUUCAGAUUGAAUCAAUAGUCUGUCUACAAGACAGUGUGUUAGCCUUUUGGAAGCAUGGAAUGCAAGGAAGGAGUUUCAGAUCUAAUGAGAUCACACAAGAAAUUUCUGAUAAUACAAGGAUAUUCAGGCUUCUGGGAUCUGACAGGGUCGUGGUGCUGGAGAGUAGGCCAACAGAUAACCCAACAGCCAACAGCAAUCUAUAUAUCCUGGCAGGGCACGAGAACAGCUACUGAGACCGCUGCACGGCAACUCCCCGUGACGAGAUGACACUCCUGCUGCAGCACUCACAGCAGGCUGAAAAUGCACAAAAGCUGCAGCACCCCGACUUCAGUUACUUCCUAAUUUAUUGUGGCAUGAGAAGAUGAUGAGAAUUGUUUGUGGUAUGGACACAUUAGCAUUGAGAUACCACAGAAGUGCUUAAUUUACUGUUAUGUAAUCUUUGUACAUAGGCAGUAUUCUUCAGCAGAACUUCUUGCUGAAGACCCACAGUGACCUUAUGUAGAUAGUGGUCCUCCUGAUGAGUACAAGUGUCUUACCUGUACAGAUGUAAAAGUCACUGAGGAUGAUAAAAUGAAAUUGGGGUACUAUUUUAAGGACUUCUUGUGUUUAUUAUAAAGUGGGAUGCUAGCAACAAAUAUAGUACAUUUAACAACACUAUUGUAUUUUAUUAUAUGUAAUUUACUAAUACAAAUAAAUCUUAACCUUUAGGAAUUGUAACCAAGGCUGUAAUUGGAUUACAAUUUGGUUUUUAAUUUUGAUGCAACACACUGGUGUUCAUGUUUGCACAACGUAUUGAGAUGUGAUGUAUUUAGUCACAAAGGUAAGCUGUGACUUUGUGGAUAUGACUUGGGCUCCGGAUUUCCUUCUUUUUGGUUUACUUGAGUAGUUUUCUUUGUGAGACAAAAGAGUUAAACAUCUGUAUUUUUAUAUUUAAUUAAACCUCUCCUUACAAUAAUUUCUCUAUGCUUGAGAACAAUACUUCCUGAAUGGGUGUCAAUUCCCAAAAAGUGGUACCUUGCUGUAACACUGCAAUAGCUGUUUGAAUUACUUGUGUAUACAGUGGUUAAAGAUUAGCAUUACUGUUCAUCUUACUAAAUAGUUUCAUAUCACAGUGAAAAGUAGCAACAUUCCACACUGUGGAAAUAGCUCAAAGAUCUUGUCACUUUGACUUUUUUUGG